Molecule: messenger RNA, 1990 nt
Organism: Panonychus citri (citrus red mite)
Lineage: Eukaryota; Metazoa; Arthropoda; Arachnida; Trombidiformes; Tetranychidae
Gene: Eno
Product: enolase-like
Exons: 6
Coding region: 165-1463 (432 amino acids)
Biological process (GO): glycolytic process
Cellular component (GO): phosphopyruvate hydratase complex
Molecular function (GO): magnesium ion binding; phosphopyruvate hydratase activity
Source: RefSeq, a predicted model, not a curated record
UGAAAAUAUCGAAAGAGAUUCUGACCUUGAAAUGUUCUUUGAAUGUGGCUCCCCCUUCAAUUCUCUUUCUUUUCGGUCUUCCUUUUUCUCUCCUCAUUCUACUUCUUUCUCUUCCUCUGUGAGUUACUCUUGUUCCCAAGUCUCUUAGAAAGUUAAAGAAAAAGAUGCCCAUCCAAUCAAUUAAAGCAAGACAAAUCUACGACAGUCGAGGUAACCCGACUGUUGAGGUUGAUCUUAUCUCUGAUAAAGGUUUGUUUAGAGCUGCUGUUCCAAGUGGUGCUUCUACUGGUGCUCAUGAAGCUGUUGAACUUCGGGAUGGAGACAAAGCCAAUUACAUGGGAAAAGGAGUCCUUAAGGCCGUACAAAAUGUCAACGAGAUUCUUGCUCCUGCCAUUGUUGGGAAAUUUGAACCAACCCAGCAAAAGGAAAUAGAUGCCGCUAUGAUUCAACUUGAUGGAACCGAAAACAAGGGCAAACUUGGUGCCAAUGCUAUUUUAGGUGUCUCACUUGCCGUCUGUAAAGCUGGUGCCGCUGCUAAGGGUGUCCCAUUAUACAAACAUAUUGCCGAUUUAGCUGAAAACAAGAAUAUUAUUUUACCCGUUCCCGCAUUCAAUGUUAUCAAUGGAGGUUCUCAUGCAGGUAAUAAACUUGCCAUGCAAGAGUUCAUGAUCUUACCCACCGGCGCAACCUCUUUCACCGAGGCCAUGAGAAUGGGAUCUGAAACUUAUCAUCAUUUGAAAGCGGUUAUCAAGAAACGUUUCGGUCUUGAUGCCACCAGUGUCGGCGAUGAGGGUGGAUUUGCUCCCAACAUCCUUAACAACAAGGAUGCCCUUGAACUGAUCAAAGAGGCGAUCAGUAACGCUGGUUACAUUGGUAAGAUUGAUAUUGGUAUGGAUGUUGCUGCAUCUGAAUUUUUCAAAGAUGGUAAAUAUGAUCUGGAUUUCAAGAACCCCAAGUCAGAUGCCAGUAAAUGGGUUUCACCUGAUGAAUUGGCUCAACUUUACAAAGAUUUUGCUGCUGAUUAUCCAAUUGUUUCAAUUGAGGAUCCUUUCGAUCAAGAUGAUUGGGAAGGUUGGAGUAAAUUUACCGGUAGUGUUAACUUUCAAGUUGUUGGUGAUGACUUGACAGUCACCAAUCCAAAACGAAUCCAAACUGCUGUUGAAAAAAAGGCUUGCAAUUGUUUACUUUUGAAGGUUAAUCAAAUUGGAAGCAUUAGUGAAGCUAUUCAAGCUCAUCUCUUGGCUAAAUCCAACGGAUGGGGAACUAUGGUCUCUCAUCGAUCUGGUGAAACUGAAGAUUCAACCAUAGCUGAUAUUGUUGUUGGUCUUUCAACAGGACAAAUCAAAACUGGAGCUCCAUGUAGAUCAGAACGAUUGGCCAAGUACAAUCAAAUUCUAAGAAUAGAAGAGGAAUUAGGAUCUGCUGCUAAAUAUGCAGGAAAAGAUUUCCGAAAACCUCAAUAAUCUUAAUCUGCUUACUAUCAUUGAGGUUUUGAAGGGAUUUUACCUUAUGAAAAAAUCACCACUUUACACACUCGGUCCCCCAAACCUCUUAGAGUCUUUUUUUUGUUUGCCGAAUUUCAUGUUUACAAACUUGUGGUGUCCUAAUUUACCAAUCAAGAGAAAUCCUUUUACAAUUAUUGUUCCGAUUUUCGAUUUAAAAAGCAAAUCCAUUUAUUUGAUCAAUUUUCAGUUGUAAAUCGAUCAAUUUCGAUUUGUUAAUUUAAUUUAAAAAGUGGAAAUUUUGUAAUCAAAACGAAGCAAAUUUAGUUUUCAAUUAAUUUUAGAAAAAAAUCAAAAAAUUAACUCCUUUUAGGCUCAAAAUUUCCAGAGCUCAUCAAUCUGUCUCUCUCCCUCUAAUCUAAAUAUAUUGGAUGAGAAAUCUAAUCAUAAUCUCUCAGAUAUAUAUUUAAAUCUAAUCAACUAAUUAUCACUUCAUCUUUCCCUCUAUUAUUAUAUUUAAAUUAUAAUAAUAACAGUUUAUUUAAUUA